Molecule: messenger RNA, 5440 nt
Organism: Fundulus heteroclitus (mummichog)
Lineage: Eukaryota; Metazoa; Chordata; Actinopteri; Cyprinodontiformes; Fundulidae
Gene: camsap1b
Product: calmodulin regulated spectrin-associated protein 1b
Exons: 19
Coding region: 431-5122 (1563 amino acids)
Biological process (GO): neuron projection development; cytoplasmic microtubule organization; negative regulation of microtubule depolymerization
Cellular component (GO): microtubule minus-end
Molecular function (GO): microtubule minus-end binding; calmodulin binding; spectrin binding
Source: RefSeq, a predicted model, not a curated record
GGGAUGAACAUUUCUAUGGGCAGAGCGCGAACACACUGCGGGAUGCGUGUGUCUAAUUACUUCUACCAUGAAGCUUCUACAAAUACAAAGAUAGAAUUAUAAACAGAAAAUCUGCACUUGCAAUUUUUUUUAAUUUUAAUCUAAGGAUCUUUUUUUUUUUUUUGUCUCGCUAACGUCUGCCGCGCGGAGCGGUAGCCACACACAGGCCGAGAAUUGGAUUCUGUUGCUGGGAGGAGACCACGCAGACUCGCCUCCCUGCCCUGCUAACGUUAUUAUUAUUAUUAGCUGGCUACGAUGCGUGCCUGCGGCGGCGGCGGCGGCUGCGGCGGCGUUUUCUACACGGCACACCACUUUACAGCGAGGCAGGUCUCGGGCCAGGUGAUCGUUUAAGCCCAGCGGGACCUUUGGGAACACGCAGCGCCUUUCAAGGAUGGAUGUGGACUUGUGCGCCGGCGGGGACGGCACCAGGAAAAAAGCGGAGCUGCUUGGGCCGGCAGAAGGCACAAUGGAUGUAGUGCCUUUGGAGAUGUACGACUCUGCCAGAGCGAAAAUAGCUGCAAACCUGCGGUGGCUUUUUGCCAAAGCUUUUGGUAUCGACCAUAUUCCAGAGGACCUGAGGGACCCGUUCUACACGGACCAGUAUGAGCAGGAGCACAUCAAGCCGCCCGUCAUCCGCCUGCUCCUGUCCUGUGAGCUUUACUGCCGCGUGUGCGCGCUCAUCCUCAAGACGGAGCAGGCCGCGUCUCUUCAGUCCCACCUGUCGGUCAUCCAGGCUCUGUCCAGAAAGGGCAUUUAUGUCAUGGAGAGCGACGACACGCCGGUCACGGACGGCGACCUGGCCUGCAUUCCCAUCAAAAUGAGUGCACACAUUUCAAUGAUCGAUGCUCUCAUGGUGGCGUACACAGUGGAGAUGAUCAGCAUCGAGAAAGUGGUGGCUUCUGUCAAGCGCUUUUCUACCUUCAGUGCCUCUAAGGAGCUGCCCUUUGACCUCGAGGAUGCCAUGGUGUUCUGGAUCAACAAGGUGAACCUGAAAAUGAGGGAUAUGACGGAAAGGGAGCACAAGGUCAAGCAUCACCCCCUGGAGUCGCCCAGCCACCAAAAGCCUGAUGCCGCGCCCGAGCCGGCCCACUGCAUGCUGGAGCCACAGGAUCUCCCUGAACUGGUGCGGUACCGCAGGGAGCACGCCUCGGGCCGGCAGCUGCCCUUCUUCCCGCUGCUGGAGGACCUGAUGAGGGACGUUUGUGACGGCGCCGCGCUGCUCACCGUCGUCCAUUACUACUGCCCGGACAUCAUGAAGCUGGAGGAUAUUUGCCUGAAGGAAGUACCUUCCAUCGCUGAUAGUCUGUACAACAUCCAGCUGCUGAGAGAGUUUGCCAGUGAAUAUCUGAAUAAAAGCUGCUACCUGACCCUGGAGGACAUGCUCUACUCGCCGCUCGUUCUCAAGCACAACGUCAUGGUGUUCAUCGCCGAACUCUUCUGGUGGUUUGAGACCGUCAAGCCAGAGUUCGUCCAACCCAGAGACCUUCAAGAGUUCAAAGAUGCUCGAGCCAUGGCUCAUCCCAAGAGUGCCCGCCCAUCAGUGCCCAUCUCCAACGCCACCAAGCGCAGCUUCCUGACCGGUCCCGGCGUGGCAGAUAACCAGAGCAGCCCUGAAGUCUGUAACAGGUACUUCCUGCACCCUGAAGGCUCUGACCCUCUUAAGGGGGGUCCGGCCUUCAGUCCCUCUCAUCCGCUGCUCCCUCUGAGGCAGAGACAACAAAAGCAGCAAGGCGACGACAGCGCAGGCCUGAGAAAUCGUUCAAACUCCCUUACUCAGAUGGACGGGCAGCACCUCAGAGGCUCUGGUGUAGCGUGGCCCGACAAAAGGCAAAGACCCCUGUCCACACUGAGCCCCUUCAUGCUCCACUCGGCCACCGACAGCGACGCAGACGUGGCCUCCGGCGACAGCGUGAGUCUGGCUCGCUCCAUCAGCAAGGACAGCCUGGCCUCCAACGUCGUCAACGUCACGCCCAAACACCAGACCGCGGUCCACCAGGCGUCGCUCGCCGCCGCCGCCGCCGCGGCGCGGAGAGUCAACGGCCACAGCCUGCUCAGUCACGUCAACAUGGAGGACGGGGAGGAAACGUCCGUCACCCCGAAACGGCUCGACGGGACGCAGGCGCCGGCCGCGGUCGAACCCAAACCCGCCUCGGACGGCUUUUACCUCGAACCGCUGAUGCCUGCUGUUCUGAAAACGGCUAAGGAGAAGUCCGUGUGCCUGAACAAGGAAGAGGAGAGCGGCGAGGCGAGCCGCUCGGCAGGUAGGGGCGCUUCACGCCGCGGAGACGGAUCGUCAGCCGCCGUGCGCAGGAAAGCCCCCUCUGACCUCAGCCAAAACGUCGCCCCUCCAGGCGAGGAGGAAAACCCGUCAGAGGAGGAUGAGGAGGAGCGGCGGUCGGAUUUCAGGCCGGUCCCCGCCAGCAACGCAAACUGUUCCUCCAGAGAGCAAGCCGGAGGUUUCUACCUUCAUUCAGAUUCUGAGGAGCCAAAGAGUGUCCACGGCCCGGAGGCUGAGCUGGAAGACCUGGACGAGGAGGAGGAGGAGGAGGAGGACGAGGAUUUGGAUGAAGCUCUCACCGUAAAGGACCCAAACCAUCCGAGAAAAGCGUACGGCGACGCCGACGAAGAAGAAUCAGCCAAGCUCCAGGAGGACAUGAACGUCAAAGAGCACGAGGACAAAGACUGCAACGGCGGCAGCGGGCGCUCCAGCCCCUGCCUCAGCACGCACUCCCAGGCCAGCAGCAUGGCCAGCGGCAGCGUGCGCAUGACCUCCUUCGCCGAGCGCAAAGCCCAGCAGCAGCGCUUCGGCAGCAACCACGACCUGCGCUCCAGCGCCUCCAGCUCCCAGCGGACCACGCCGGACGGCUCGGAGAGCAGCGGGCCCUGGAGGCUGAAGCGGGACCAGAGCCCCUCCUCCCCCCUGGGCGGGUGCGGCCGCCCGGGCGACGGCGGCACCACCACCAACGUCCUGGCCUCCGAAAUCGUCCAGCUCCGGAUGCAGCUGGAGGAGAAGCGGCGCGCCAUCGAGCACCAGAAGAAGAAGAUGGAGGUGCUGGCGGCGAGGCAGCGGCAGAAGCUGGGAAAGGCCGCCUUCCUGAACAUCGUUAAGAAAGGCGGCGGGAGGAGCGACACGCUGCCCAGCUCCCUCAAAGCCGACAUCUCCAAAGACGAGCUCAACGGGGAGAAGGGACCGGCGAGCAAAGACGACAUGUGCGUCGACACCCGCCGGCGGGACAAAGAGGGGGAGGGGACGGGUGCCUUAGACGGCGAGAAGAAGGGCGGCGGCGGCGGCGGAAGCUUUUAUCUAGAAGAGGAGCUGGACCUGAACGAGUGCAGCCGCUCCAUCGAGCUGCUGAACGAGGCCAUCGGCAGCAUCCAGCAGCAGAUGAUGCAGCUCUCCCUGCAGCAGGAGGUGCUGAUGAAGCAGAACGUGCCGUCCCCGCCCGCCGCAGCCACACCGCCUGCGCACGCAGCGGAUAAAAACGGGGACUCCAGGACGGGAGGAGGGGGGUUCCACUUUGUGGAGCACCUCUCUGGGAACAGCGGCCCCCCCACCAGGAAACCCCCCAAGCUGAGCUCGGGCCGGAGCUCCAGGUCCAAGCCCUCGGAGCUGAAGCUAGCUAAGGAGCAGAGACAGGGCUCCAGGACCGUCCCCCCUCCCCAAGGUGGAUCAGAGACGUUACCAAACCCGAGGCAGUCGGCCGGGGGCCGGUCCCCCAGAGCUGAACAGCCCGGCAGCCCCAGGAAACCCUCAGCUGCCGAGCUGAUGGACAGACCGGGGUCCGGGCACGUCAGGAGCGCCACCUACCGCCUCCACGACGAGGCGAACAUGCGCCUGCCGACCCGCGUGGAUCUGACGUCUAUAUCUCUGCCCGAGCCGCUCGCCGCCGGCCCGCCCAGCACGCAGGGCGAGGCCGAGCUCACCUCCUCAGAGAAGGAGGGCGUGCCGUCAGAAGAGGCGCAGCGCAGCAAGGCCCACCUCAUAGAGGUGGAUCUGUCCGAACUGAAGGCCCCCGAGGAGGAGGAGGACGGCGCCGAGGACGGAGCGGCAGAGGACGGCGACGGAGAGCAGAAGUCGGUCAUGGGCUUCUUCUUUAAGGAUGAGCAGAAAGCGGAGGACGAACUCGCCAAGAAGAGGGCAGCGUUCCUGCUCAAGCAGCAGAGGAAGGCCGAAGAGGCUCGCGUCCGCAAGCAGCAGCUGGAAGCCGAGUCGGAACUGAAACGAGACGAAGCAAGGCGGAAGGCCGAGGAGGACCGGCUGCGCAAAGAGGAGGAGAAGACGCGGCGGGAGCUGAUAAAGCAGGAGUAUCUGCGCAGGAAGCAGCAGGAGAUGUUUGAGGAGCAAGGCCUGGUGAAGCCCAAAGCGCCCAAACCCAAGCAGAAGCACAAACACAAGGCGGCCGUCCGGGAGGAGUCCUCCAGCGAUCAGUUCUCCAAGUGCUCUUCCACACCCGACAACCUGAGCAACGCCCAGUCGGGCUCCAACCUGUCUCUGGCCUCCGCCGCCACCAACGAGGCCGACAGCGUCAACUCUGGAGGGGCCGGCUCCCAGCGCUGCGACUCCGUGGAGUCGUUCCCAGGCAGUCGCAACAACAGCCGAGCUGCAGAGAGGGACUGGGACAACGGCUCCACCGCGUCCUCCAUCACUUCCAUGGCUGAAUACACUGGCCCUAAACUCUUCAAGGAGCCCAGUGCCAAGUCAAAUAAGCCAAUCAUUCAUAAUGCAAUCUCUCACUGCUGCCUGGCCGGAAAGGUCAACGAGCCCCAGAAGAACCAGAUCCUGGAGGAGCUGGAGAAGUGCGAAUCCAACCACCUGAUGAUCCUGUUCCGCGACGGCGGCUGCCAGUUCAGGGCGCUCUACUCGUACUUCCCCGACACCGAGGAGAUCCACAAGCUGACCGGCACCGGACCCAAGAGCAUCGGCAAGAAGAUGAUCGACAAGCUGUACAAGUACAGCUCGGAUCGCAAGCAGUUCACCGUCAUCCCCGCCAAGACGGUGUCGGUGAGCGUGGACGCCUUGACCAUCCACAACCACCUGUGGCAGGCCAAGAGGAGCGCCGUGCCAAAGAAGAGCGGCAAAUAGCCGAGCGGCUCCAGCUCCGUUUCCAUGCCGCCUCAUCUUCCCUCCAUCCGGCUCGUCUGUCGGCUGGACGGCGGUGAAGCCCUCCGCCCAGCCCGGUCGGGAAACCUAACCGGGGGAGACGUCGCAUGCGGGGAGGCCCGGCGAAUGCUCCCCCCUUCCCCCACUCCAUGUGUCCGGUUCAGGAUUAGCUUAGUUAUUUUUGAAGCAAGCAUGUGACAAUGUUCCUCUAACCUGUAGAGAACGUCCAUUUUUACACCAGAUAUUUAUUAGUUCAGCACUGUCAUGGUUGGGAGUUCGGCCGCAUCCUUCCCAUCUCCC